Molecule: messenger RNA, 2026 nt
Organism: Tupaia belangeri chinensis (Chinese tree shrew)
Lineage: Eukaryota; Metazoa; Chordata; Mammalia; Scandentia; Tupaiidae
Gene: CSK
Product: C-terminal Src kinase
Exons: 14
Coding region: 290-1642 (450 amino acids)
Biological process (GO): protein phosphorylation
Molecular function (GO): protein binding; protein tyrosine kinase activity; ATP binding
Source: RefSeq, a predicted model, not a curated record
CCGCCCCCCUGCCCCCGCCUUUCUUCCCUCCCGGACCCGGCCGCGCGGCCGUCCCCCUGCCUCUGUCUGGCCGUCCCUCCUCCCCUCUUCUCGCACCCCUACCUCCGGUACCGCACCCCCGGGGACCCCUGCGCCCCGCCCCUCCCCCUGGCCGCAUGGACCGUCCCGCAGGCCGCUGAUGCCACCCGCGGCGAGCUGGCCCGGACCGCAGCGCCCCGAGAGAGCUCUAAUGGUACCCAGUGACAGGCCGGCCUUCCUGUGACACGGGGACGCCAGAUCUCCUGAGAAGAUGUCGGCAAUACAGGCCGCCUGGCCGACCGGGACAGAGUGCAUCGCCAAGUACAACUUCCAUGGCACCGCCGAGCAGGACCUGCCCUUCUGCAAGGGGGACGUGCUCACCAUUGUGGCCGUCACCAAGGACCCCAACUGGUACAAAGCCAAGAACAAGGUGGGCCGCGAGGGCAUCAUCCCGGCCAACUACGUGCAGAAGCGGGAGGGCGUGAAGGCGGGCACCAAGCUCAGCCUCAUGCCCUGGUUCCAUGGCAAGAUCACGCGGGAGCAGGCGGAGCGGCUGCUGUGCCCGCCGGAGCCGGGGCUGUUCCUGGUGCGGGAGAGCACCAACUACCCCGGGGACUACACGCUGUGCGUCAGCUGCGAGGGCAAGGUGGAGCACUACCGCAUCGCGCACCACGCCGGCAAGCUGAGCAUCGACGACGAGGUGUACUUCGAGAACCUCAUGCAGCUGGUGGAGCACUACAGCUCGGACGCAGAUGGGCUCUGUACUCGCCUCAUCAAACCAAAGGUCAUGGAGGGCACCGUGGCGGCCCAGGACGAGUUUUACCGCAGCGGCUGGGCGCUGAACACCAAGGAGCUGAAGCUGCUGCAGACCAUUGGGAAGGGCGAGUUUGGAGACGUGAUGCUGGGUGAUUACCGAGGGAACAAAGUCGCCGUCAAGUGCAUUAAGAACGAUGCCACGGCCCAGGCCUUCCUGGCCGAAGCCUCGGUCAUGACGCAACUGCGGCACAGCAACCUGGUCCAGCUCCUGGGCGUGAUCGUGGAGGAGAAGGGCGGCCUCUACAUCGUCACCGAGUACAUGGCCAAGGGCAGCCUGGUGGACUACCUGCGGUCACGGGGCCGGUCGGUGCUGGGCGGAGACUGUCUCCUCAAGUUCUCACUGGACGUCUGUGAGGCCAUGGAGUACCUGGAGGGCAACAACUUCGUGCACCGGGACCUGGCCGCCCGCAAUGUGCUGGUGUCCGAGGACAACGUGGCCAAGGUCAGCGACUUCGGCCUCACCAAGGAGGCGUCCAGCACCCAGGACACGGGCAAGCUGCCAGUCAAGUGGACGGCCCCGGAGGCCCUGAGAGAGAAGAAAUUCUCCACCAAGUCCGACGUGUGGAGUUUCGGAAUCCUCCUCUGGGAGAUCUACUCCUUCGGGCGAGUGCCUUAUCCGAGAAUUCCCCUGAAGGACGUCGUCCCGCGGGUGGAGAAGGGCUACAAGAUGGACGCCCCCGACGGCUGCCCGCCUGCCGUCUACGACGUCAUGAAGAACUGCUGGCACCUCGACGCCGCCACGCGGCCCUCCUUCCUGCAGCUCCGUGAGCAGCUCGAGCACAUCAAGACCCACGAGCUGCACCUGUGACCAUCGCCUGCAGCUGUGGGGACCGGCGCGGCCCGGGCGGCGUGGACCUGGGCUCCCACUGGCUGGCCUGAACCUGAACUGAGCCCGCGGCCGCGGGCCCCUCCUCUGUCCAGCCUGCACCCCGCUGGCCCCAGGGGCCCUGCCUGGGCUGGCCCCUUCUCUCGGACCCCCAUGGGCUCGGGGAGCCCGCGAAGGGCCGAGAAGGGCGCGGGCUGCCGGGUGAGGCGGAGCCCCCUGCACGGGCUCUCCCCGGCCUCCACUGCUCGCCUUCUUAGAGUUUUAUUCCUUUCCUGUUUUUUGAGAUUUUUUUCCGUGUGUUUAUUUUUUAUUAUUUUUCAAGAUAAGGAGAAAGAAAGUACCCAGCAAAUGGGCAUUUUACAAGAA